Molecule: messenger RNA, 609 nt
Organism: Pyricularia pennisetigena
Lineage: Eukaryota; Fungi; Ascomycota; Sordariomycetes; Magnaporthales; Pyriculariaceae
Exons: 2
Coding region: 1-609 (202 amino acids)
Cellular component (GO): small-subunit processome; nucleolus
Source: RefSeq, a predicted model, not a curated record
AUGGGUGUCGCGAAAAAGACAAGAAAGUUUGGCGCAGUAAAACGAAUGAUUGGCAAGCGCGAUGAGCGCCUAAAAAAGCCCAAAGUCCCCGAGGGCGGCAGCGGCAAAGCCAAGGCCGGCCCAAGCACCACAUCCGCACCUGGCGCCGGCGAGCCCGUCCGGCAAGUAACAGCCGCGCCCAAGGGUCUCUUCUUCAGCCAUAACGAGAACAUCGUGCCGCCAUACAAUGUGCUCGUGGACACAUCCUUCAUCACUCACACCGUCGGCGCCAAGAUAGAGCUGCUCGAGGGCCUCAUGGACUCGAUGUACGCCACCUGCCGCCCCAUCAUCACCGAUUGUGUCAUGGCUGAGCUCGAGAAGCUGGGGCCAAAGUACCGCAUAGCGCUCAGGAUUGCCCGCGACGAGAGGUGGGAGAGGCUCAAGUGUGAUCACAAGGUUUACGCCGACGACUGCCUGGUCGACAGGGCCGUCAAGAACCGCAUCUACAUAGUGGCCACCAACGAUAGGGAUCUCAAGAGGAGGAUACGCAAGAUUCCAGGUGUGCCUAUAGUCACUUGCGGCAGGAAGAAAUACUUGGUCGAGGGCCUGCCUGGUGCACCGACGAAAUGA